AUGUUUGGCUCAAUUUUUGUAUUGUCGUCUCUCAUUGCAUUGCCAGGAGUCCUCGGAGCCGCUACAGCGCCCGGAUCUAGCUCUCGAGCUGUGGCAUGUGUCAACUCUCCUUCAACACGGUCGUGCUGGAGCGACGGCUUCGACAUCUCAACGAACUACUAUGAGUCUGUUCCCGAUACGGGCGUCACUCGAGAAUACUGGUUCAACAUCGAGAACGGCACUGCUUCCCCAGAUGGAGUCGAAAUACCAGUACAGACCAUUAAUGGAUCUCUUCCAGGACCUACAAUCAUGGCAGAUUGGGGUGACUGGGUUGUGGUGCACGUUACAAAUGCUCUUCAGACUAAUGGAACAUCUCUCCAUUUCCACGGCAUCAGGCAAAAUUGGACGGACUACAUGGAUGGUACUGCCAGCGUUACGCAGUGCCCAAUCGCCCCAGGUGACUCUUUCACAUACAAGUGGCGAGCGACCCAGUACGGAAGUGGCUGGUACCACAGCCAUUUCUACGUUCAAGCCUGGGAUGGCGUCUUCGGUGGCAUUGUGAUCAACGGCCCAGCAACGGCUAACUACGACGAGGAUCUCGGCAACUUGUUCUUGAACGAUUGGUACCAUGACACGGCAGACAAUCUAGUUCUCGAGGCUGCCACUGGAGGGCCACCGACUGCUGUCAACGGCCUCAUCAACGGUACCAACACGUAUAAUGAGUCAGGAUCCCGAUUCGAAACGAGCUUCGAGGCUGGGAAACGGUAUCGACUGCGGCUUGUCAACGCUGCGGCAGACCAGCACUUCCGUUUUAUGAUCGACAACCACACGCUGGAGGUUAUCUCCACGGAUUUUGUUCCCAUUGUACCGUAUAAUACAACAGAUGUGUCUAUUGGUAUGGGUCAGCGAUACGACGUGAUUGUGGAGGCGAAAGACUUGACCGAAGGGAACUUUUGGCUCCGUGCCAUUCCACAGGAGACAUGCUCCGAGUUCAGUGACGGGGAUAACGUCAAGGGCAUCGUCCGUUACGGCAACUCGACUGAAGAUCCGGCUACCUCCGCUUAUUCUUAUACCGAUUCGUGCGAUGAUGAGGAUUCGACCAAUCUGGUUCCAUAUCUCUCCAUCGAUGUAACUGAUGCUGCCGAUAUUGAAACCUCUUCAGACGCCGGCCUUCAAGUUGCCGACAACGCCCUGCUCUGGACUAUGGGUGGUUACUCCUUUUAUUCGGAAUGGGAAUACCCUACUGUUCUCCAAGUCCUUGACGGCAACGAUACAUGGGAUGAACAGCAACGUAUCAUCGAGCUCCCCGAUGCUGAUCAAUGGGUGUAUUUUGUUAUCUCCUCGGCGUUUGCCCAAGCACACCCCAUGCACUUGCACGGACAUGACUUCUGGGUACUUGGUUCCGGAUACGGCAAGUUCUCGAACACGACGAGCAACCUGACCUUGACCAACGCCCCACGCAGAGACGUCGUUAUGCUGCCUGCCAGUGGAUGGGUCGUGAUCGCUUUCAAGACCGACAACCCGGGUGCAUGGCUAAUGCACUGUCAUAUCUCUUGGCACACAUCUGAAGGCUUCGGAGUUCAGCUCCUCGAACGUGAGUCUGAGAUGCGGAUCUCACCCGAUGUGUUGGACUAUGAUGCGAUCAACAGUACCUGCGCGGCAUGGAAUUCGUACGCGGCAGCCCAGGAAGUUGUGCAACACGACAGCGGGAUCUGA
Molecule: messenger RNA, 1695 nt
Organism: Diaporthe amygdali
Lineage: Eukaryota; Fungi; Ascomycota; Sordariomycetes; Diaporthales; Diaporthaceae
Product: laccase
Exons: 6
Coding region: 1-1695 (564 amino acids)
Molecular function (GO): oxidoreductase activity; copper ion binding
Source: RefSeq, a predicted model, not a curated record